AAACAAAAUUAAUAAUCAUCAACAAAACGAAAGAAACUUCGAUUUUGGUUUCUCCCCCAUCUCUCUCAAAGCUUUUUGAUUCGUUUUCUCAAGAGCUUCGAUCUACGAUAUAGUUUUGAUACGAACGAAGAUUCAGAUCUUUGAUUCUGAGGAAGACGAAGGUGAAGAAGGAAGGUCAUGUUUUUGUUCGAUUGGUUCUAUGGAAUCUUGGCCUCGUUAGGUUUGUGGCAGAAAGAGGCCAAGAUCUUGUUUCUUGGCCUUGACAAUGCCGGCAAAACUACUUUGCUCCACAUGCUCAAAGACGAGAGAUUAGUUCAGCACCAGCCAACACAGCAUCCCACCUCUGAGGAACUCAGCAUUGGCCAAAUUAAGUUCAAGGCCUUUGACUUGGGUGGCCAUCAGAUUGCUCGUCGUGUUUGGAAAGACUACUAUGCCAAGGUUGAUGCUGUUGUGUACCUAGUGGAUGCUUAUGACAAGGAAAGAUUUGUGGAGUCUAAAAGAGAGCUUGACGCUCUUCUAUCAGAUGAAGCCUUAGGAAACGUGCCUUUUCUUAUUCUUGGGAACAAGAUUGAUAUCCCUUAUGCAGCAUCAGAAGACGAGCUGAGGUAUCACUUGGGUCUCACUAAUUUCACUACUGGUAAAGGUAAUGUCUCUCUUGGAGACUCUGGUGUUCGUCCCCUUGAGGUCUUCAUGUGCAGCAUCGUUCGCAAAAUGGGAUAUGGUGAGGGUUUUAAAUGGAUGUCUCAGUAUAUCAAGUAAAGCAGUAUUUACCAGACCGCAUUGUUUUACGGUUUAUAUAAUAUCAGAGACAUCUCAAAUUUUUCUAUCUGGAAAACAGAUGAACUCUCUCUGUUGUAGUUUUCUCUCUAAGUUCUAAUAUUAAGUCGAUGCCUUAAACAA
Camelina sativa (false flax) is the source of this 900-nucleotide messenger RNA. Its product is annotated as small COPII coat GTPase SAR1B. Lineage: Eukaryota; Viridiplantae; Streptophyta; Magnoliopsida; Brassicales; Brassicaceae. Gene Ontology annotation, biological process: intracellular protein transport. The record is from RefSeq and is a predicted model, not a curated record. Gene Ontology annotation, molecular function: GTPase activity; GTP binding.